Molecule: messenger RNA, 3501 nt
Organism: Clonostachys rhizophaga
Lineage: Eukaryota; Fungi; Ascomycota; Sordariomycetes; Hypocreales; Bionectriaceae
Source: the annotation of a GenBank genome assembly
AUGGAUCCAUUUUCAUCACUUAGCUUGGCAACAUCGGUUGUCCAAGUAAUUGAUUUCAGCUCAAGAUUACUCUCCGGCUCGUAUCAGAUUUACCACUCCGUCGAUGGUCACACUGAUGAUGACCGGGAGCUCAACGAACGGGCGGCCGUCCUUCGUAAAUUGGCCUCCACCUUGACGAAGCGAACCCCGUCAACUGCUGUCAGCAGGACCUCCAAACCGGUUGAUGGUCUAGUUGUAGAGAAGGCCCCGGCUUCGAUUGAUUUGGAUAGCUCGGCGCGCACCGCUGAUCCGCUCACUGGUUCCGAAGGGGAAACAAAUGCCGCACAAGAUGGAGCUAAUACUUUUAAACAUCCUGAAAUGGAGAGAACUGACGCUGAGUUUCCUGGCCAAGGGCCCGGUGACGAGGGCAUGCCAGUCGGGUCGAAUAACACGCUUGGCAUUGAACAGGCGUACCGGAAGCUCCUGAAAUUGAGAUCCAGAAUGCAAUCGACCGCAGAUGCCUUCGUUCCCGAAGACACACACCACAGCGAGCAAGAAAAAGGCAUCCAAAUAGUUGCGGCCGGGUGCAACGAGAUGGCUAAGAAGAUCGAAAGCACACUGCACAACCUCCGCGCAGACCCCAAGAACCAGAAGUUUCGGACGCUCGUUAGCUUUCGCCAAGCCUUUCUCAGAACUUGGAGCGACAAGAAGAUAAAGGAGAUGGAAAAGGCGCUCGACAAGAAAAGGAGCGACUUGAUCCUUCACUUGGUGGUGGUUAUGAGUGACCAGCAAUCUAGCGUGGUUAGAGAGCUUCGCACGUUGCGAGAGGCGAGCAAUCGUCUUGGGUCAGCCUAUACGGAUCACCUGGACAGCAUCACGAAGUCCUUUAAAUUGAUUCAAAGCCAGGCCGGGAAAGAGUCAGAUAUUAGGCGGAAGAACCCGAAGGCUUAUUAUCAAGAGAGCAACGACAAGGACGGCAACGAUGGAAAGACGUUCAAUCUGUUUAAUCUACAUAUAACUCCACACAAGAAGUCACUGGAACAAAGUGAUAUCGUAAGCUACGACGAGAGCGCACAAGACCUUCGCUACCUGGCUGAGGCUCUCUCGCUCCUGACCUCGACGGCAUCUAAGGUGGCGAUCGCUCAAAGGGUACUCGCAGGUCUCCAUUACAAGACCAUGUUGAUGCGGAUGGAGAAUGUUGCCGAAGCAUAUGCGGACACUUAUGAGUGGAUAUUCAAGACACCGCGAGCAAGAGCCAAGAAGAACAUCAAAGUGUACUUUCUCGAGUGGCUGUUGCACAACGACGGGAUAUUUUGGGUUUCGGGCAAGCCGGGCUCAGGCAAGUCGACUCUGAUGAAGUUUCUCUGCGACCACGCCCGAACCGAAGAAGCCUUGAUAGAGUGGGCAAAACCACUGGAUCCAGUCAUGUCGACGCAUUUCUUCUGGAGUUCGGGAACCGCCAUGCAGAAAUCCCAGGAAGGCCUAUUCAAGUCCCUCCUAUACGAUGUGUUUAGAAAAUCACCCGAAAUUAUGAAAGCCGUCUGCCCUCAACGAUGGGAGGCAGGCCGAAGAGGGGAAGGCGAACUGGAGCCUUGGACCAUAUCAGAGCUGCGCCGGACACUAAUUUCUAUGGCAAGGUGCUCUGGCCUUCCAUACAAAUUUUGUUUCUUCAUUGACGGGCUUGAUGAAUAUGAGGGGGAUCAUUCGGAGAUGAUCGCCGUUCUAAGAUCGUUAGCCACUUGCCCAAAUAUUAAGCUCUGCAUCUCAAGUAGGCCGUGGAAUGUCUUUGAAGAUGCUUUCGGGAAUACUGACACUAGAAAGCUAUACCUUCAACACCUGACUAAUAACGAUAUACGGCUUUAUGUACGGAAGAAACUCGAAGAGCACCCAAAUUGGCAGGUUCUACCAGAGGAGCAGGAUAUUUAUCGCAGUAUUCUGGCAGAAGUAACUACGAAAGCACAGGGGGUGUUUCUGUGGGUGUAUCUCGUCGUCCGCUCCCUAUAUGAAGGCCUCACCAACGGAGAUCCAUUGCGCGCAUUGGAGCGAAGAAUUCGCAGAUUGCCAGCAGACUUGGAGCCAUUCUUUAAGCAUAUGCUGAACUCUGUGGACUCAUUCUAUCAUGCACAGAUGGUUCAAACGUUCCAAGUGGCAAUGGGCUCACCUAAUCCGCUUCCGUUGAUGAUUUACUGCUUCUUGGACGAGGAAUACGAACACCACAACUUCUCACUUCACAUGCCCGUUAAGCAAAUGCCAAUGCUCGAGGUGGAGCGCCGACAGGCCCAAUUGCGCAGACGGCUGAACGGAAGAUGCAAGGGGCUUCUGGAGGUGUAUGAAAAUGCGAGUGAGGGAAAGUACUUGGGCCACCGCGUGGACUUCCUUCACCGGACAGUCCGAGAUUUUCUUCGGACUAAGGAAAUGGGUGACUUCCUAAUGGCUAAGAAUACAGAAGAUGGGCCAAAUGCGCUGAUUUUCAAGACCUUUGUCCCCCUGAUCAAAGCGAUUCCCUGGGAGGAGAUGGAUAUAUCAGAAGACGGCACCCUGUCGAUCAUGUUGAUGGAUGCAAUGCACUACGCGUAUAAGGCCGAGCAGGAGUUGGGCAAACCUCAGACAGAGCUCCUCGAGGACCUUUCUCGCGCACUACGAUUCUAUGCUACUACAACUGGGAAGCCCAUUCCCUGGUAUCGUUGGUGUUAUUCGUCGUCGAAGGAUGGUGCCGGAUACCCUCCUUGUCAAACCUUCCUGGAAUUUGCGGUGCAGAAUGGGUUAUGUUUAUAUGUUGAGGAACAGCUUCGACAAAAACGAGAACCCCUCGACGUCAAACAACCACUAUCUCUCUGUGCAGUUGCCCAUUUCCCCGGUUACACAAUAGAAGAACCAGACCUGCGCGAUAUGGUCCGUCUUCUUCUCGACAUCCGGACGCCAGCCACGCUGCACUCGAUAGAUGACCUUUGGACCGCGUUCAUGCUGACAUAUGCAGAGGUCAAUGAUGAUGCGGACUAUUUCCCUAACAUUCUCAACAUGGUGAGGCAUAGACAAGGAAUAACUGAAUUGUUGUUAGCUCAUGGCGCCAACCCGGACACACUCUCUCAUGACUCCAUCCCCGCCUGGUGGCACUUUCUUGUGAGCUGUGCAUCCCGGAGUAUUCCUCCUUCAGCAUAUCCGCCCCUGCUCCAGACUCUCAAACUUGUCCUCUCGGCUGGCGUUCAACUCUCUGGCCGAGAUUGGAGCGUGUCAAAAGCGAUAGAUCAAAUCAUGUUUGAUGACGAUGACGAGGGAGUAGAGAACCAGGCUGCGCGACUUGAAUUUCUCUCGGAAAUAUGUUGUCUGGCGAUUUCGCAUGGUUUCGAGUUAUCAGCAACACAAAGAGAUAAAUUUGAACUACAUUUCCCGGCUCGGCUGGUUGCAUCGAUCUUUUCAACUAUAGAGGAGAAAAAGUCCAAGGCCGAAACCAAGCCCCAGCCCAAAUAUACUGAUUAUUUAAGUAUAUGGAGAUUGGUAUCAUGGGUAAAAGGUGGAGGUUAG